UUCUUUGUUGCUCUUGCAGUCUUGCUCCCAUUCACAUCUCUCUCUCGGCCGCGUUUUCUCUCAUAUCUCUCUUUAAUCAAACAAACUCUCUGCUGCAAACCAAUUCUUCCAUCAUCUUCUUCUUCUCUUCUUGUUCUUCGCAGCUACUGUAUUAGAGAUUAGAACACAUUUGGCCAUCUUCUCUUCUUCUUCAUCAUCUACUUCUUCUUCUUCGCAGCUACUGUUUCAGAGAUUAGAGCCCAUCUGGCCAUCUUCUCUUCUUCUUCAUAGCUUCUACUGUCUCCAUGUUUCUCCAGAUCUACCGCGUGGAUUCGUGUUCUACGUACGCAUUUGUUUUAAAUCCACAAAAUCACUGAACCUGAGACGAUCGACCACCGUCGAUCAUAAUUCCUCCACUGAGAUCCCAGCUCAGACCACUCGCCUGGCUGAUUUGUUGGAGAAGCUGCAGAUGGAAGAUAUGGACUUGUGAGCUGCCUUUACUCUUAAUUCCAAAAGUUGUUUCCUUCGCGGCCACAAUUUACUCUUUCAUUGUUCGAAUGUACACGGCCAGUCAAAGUCGUCGUUGACUCAUUGACAGAGAGUCAUCAGUCAAAGUUGUCUCUGCUAGUUGUUAUCUGCAGAUCGAGUGUAGGGUUGCGAAUCUCUCACCUCCAUUUUUACAACUUUUCCUGAAUUUGUGAGCUCCAUUGAUUAUGGAGUCUUUGAUUGUAUCUGCGCUGGUAGAUAAGCUCUUUGGAAGGUUGACUGAGGCUGUUUCUGGUGAAGUGCGAACUCGCAGAGAGUUCAGGGUGGAGAUCGAGAAGAUGCAGCAGACGUUGCAGCGGAUUAGAGCGGCGAUAGAAGAUGCAGAGGAGCGGCAGAGGAAAAGUGAUAGGGUGAAGGAUUUGCUGAUAAAUCUCAAAGCAAUCGCAGUCGAUGCUGGUAAUCUGCUUGAUGAGGUUGCCACCCUAGUUCUGCGAAAGCAAUUGAUGAAAGAGGAAUCUCACGGACUACGUGCUGCCACUAAGAAAGACUUAUUUAGACUACGUUACCAAUGCAACAUGUCCAGGGUUAUUCACACACCAGGUGCUCAGACCAGAUAUCUCAUAUUCAAGCUUUUUGAAGCACAAGAAGAGUUUGACAACGACAUUAUUCAAGGGAUACUGCUUCAUCUAGGAAUUGGUGAGCUGCAGAGUACUAAAAUACUGGCAGACUUUCAAAGUGCCCCACUUGCCAGUGGAAAGGGAAGUAAGCAGAUGUAUCUAACGAGGGUAGUUUAUUAUGAGCUUUAUCUUUCACGUCCGAAGGACAGGAUUGGUGUGAUAAUGAGAGAGAUUGGAGAGCGUACAAAAUAUGAGGUAAGGAAAACUUGCUUAACUCUUGAGUCGAUUUCUACUUACCGUAAGAAGUCACGCAGACUAAAGGAGCUUAACGCAAGAUGGAAUGAUGUAGACAAGGAAAUGUCUAGGUUCCAGUUCAAAAAAACUGAGUCUUAUAGACGGUCAACUACCAGGGAGAGACGAGAAACUGGACCCUUUCCCAAUGAGUCAAUGGUCUAUGGCAGAGAAGAGGAUGUGAAUAAGAUUGUGCGGAUGCUAUUGUCUUCCAGUAGUGGUCCUGAAGUUGCAGUAAUUCCCAUUGUUGGAAUUGGAGGGAUGGGGAAAACAACACUUGCUCAGUUAGUCUACAAUGAUCCGAGGGUUACAAGCCACUUUCAAUCUUUGAUGUGGGUGUCUGUCAAUGGUAAGUUUAACCCGGCAGAGAUCAUAAAUCAAAUGUUGAGUUAUGUCAGAGAGGGCAGCCAUGACCUGUUUCAGAUUGGGUUGCUGCAAUCUCAAUUGAGAGAGUCCUUACUGGGAAGAAGAUACUUAAUAGUGCUUGAUGAUGUGUGGAAUGUGGAUGAAGAUGAAUGGGAUAAAGUAAUGAAUCCAUUGAAAGGCUCCGAGGGUGGAAGUAAAAUUAUAUUAACCACCUGGAAUGAGGCGGUUGCAGACAUAACUAGGACAUUUCCCUCUUUUCGUUUGGAACCACUAAGAAAAGAAGAGUGCUGGAAGUUGUUCAAGCACCGAGCCUUUGCAGAUGGAACAGAGGAUGAUUUUCCGAGGCUACUGCAGAUCGGUGAGAAAAUAGUAGACAAGUGCCAAGGUGUCCCAUUUGUUGCAAAUAUGCUUGGAAUCAUGCUGCGCUUUAAAAGAGAAGCAAACGAUUGGUUACAUGUGCAAGAAAGUGAACUAUGGAGUAUUGAUGCAGGUGAAAACAGAAUUCUAUCCAUCUACAGGCUGAUUUACAAUCAUUUGCCAUUGCAUCUGAUAGCUUGCUUUGCAUAUUGUUCAAUAUUCCCAAAGAAUUAUGAGAUUAAUAAGGAAAAGUUGAUCCAUCAAUGGCUCGCACAUGGCUUAAUUCCUUAUAAUUCAGGGUCUUCAUUUGAGCUGGAGGACAUUGGCAAUGAGUAUUUUAAGGAUUUACUAAUGAUGUCUUUCUUCCAAGAAGUAAGAAAACCUGAUGACAGAGGUAUGGCAGAAUUUAAGAUGCAUGAUCUUAUUAAUGAUCUUGCAAAAUCAGUAGCUGGUGAGGAAUUCUUGACUCUGGGAGAGGAAUCCUCGACUCUAGGACAGGAUAUUCUCUCAAAGACAUGUCAUGCAUCAGUUGUUUGCAGUUCUAGCUCUAUUUUGACCCCUGAAGCCUUGUGUGAAGCAAAGAGAUUGCAAACCCUCAAUUUCCUGUCACCAAGAGAGGAUUAUAUGGAAGCCAUUCCAACCGUACUAGCAACUUUCAAACAUCUCAGAAUGCUGAAUUUCAGUGGAUCUGGAAUUAAGAGUCUCCACCAAGAGAUUGGUGGGCUACUGUCCUUGCGGUAUCUUGAUCUAUCAAAUACUCUCCUAGAGACGAUGCCAGCGACUAUCUGUGGUCUGUGCAAUUUGCAGACCCUGAAUCUCUCAAGUUGUAUUGAGCUCAAGGAGUUACCAAGUGGUACUACCAAGUUAAUAAAUCUGAGACAUCUGAACAUAGAUGAUUGUCCAAGACUUGCUGGCAUGCCCCCAUCCAUGGGAAUUUUACGACGACUUCAAACUUUGCCGGUAUAUAUCGUCGGCCCCAACUUUGAAACUUCUAUUUUUCAGCUCUCAUCAAUGAAUCUACGAGGGAAGUUAAAACUCAAAUGUCUGGAGGAUGCUAAAAUUCCGUCUGGGAACAACAUGAUUAAAGUAUGGAUGAAAACGAGAGAAUUUUCUUCAUUGGAACUGUUGUGGCAAAAUGACGGGUGCAAGCUAGAUCAUAACAGAUCUAGGCAAGCUGGCAGGCAAGUUGAUGGUCAAACUGAUCUUAUUCUGGUGGAUUCUUUGACUGUAUCGCCCUCUAUAAAAAAGUUGUCAAUAAAUGGUUAUUCUGGAACCAAGUUCCCAGAGGAGAUGAGUUGGCCUCGGAACUUGACUGAGCUAAAUAUAAUUAAUUGCAGAAGAUGUGAAAGUCUUCCUCCACUCGGUCAACUUCCUGUCCUGAAGAUCCUCAACAUCCAAGGAAUGGAUUCUGUUGUGCGCAUUGGUGUCGAAUUCUCUGGUGAAGGUGACAGACCGUUUAGUUCUCUUAAAGAGCUAUCCCUCAAAGACUUUCCUGAAUUAAGAACUUGGCGUAGUAUUGAUUCCGGAGAAGUAUUUACUUGCCUGGAAAAACUUAUUAUCACAAAUUGUCCUUUUUUGACAACCAUGCCAUGGUUUCCACAUCUCCGAGACUUGAAGCUGAGCAAGUGCAUGCAGCUUGACUUAGUAUGGUCAGUAUCAAAGCUUACCACACUCUCUACUCUUGUUAUUGACUCCUUUCCACAGUUGAGCUUUCUACCAAAAAAAUUGGUGCAAAACAAUUCACAUCUGAUAUCAUUAACUGUUACUUCCUGCCCCAAUAUUAGCUCACUACCUGAAAAUCUGGGAAACCUCACUGCUCUGAAAUCGCUGAAAAUUGAAUGGUGUCACGGGCUAGAUACUUUGCCAAGUGGACUAAAGUACCUCACUUCACUGGAGAACUUGGAAAUAGUUGAUUGUCGUGGUUUAAUCUGUUUGCCAGAGGAAGGCAUGGAAGGCUUGUGCUCACUUCGGUCAUUUUCAAUUGAGAACUGUUUGAACUUAACCUCUUUGCCUAUGGGGAUGAAAAACCUCACAUCCCUUGAGAACCUCAUGCUUAUGUGUUUAAAUCUGGUUCAUCUACCAGAGAUUUUUCAAUACCUCUUGGCACUUAGAAGCCUGACGAUUAGAAGCUGUGAAGAGCUUACAAGUCUGCCGGUGGGACUGCAACAUGUCCAGAAUUUACAAUUCUUGGAAAUUCAUCGCUGCCCGAAACUGAUGGAAUUGCCUGAGUGGGUGGAGCAUCUUGUUUCACUUCGUUCCUUGAAAAUCUUAGACUGCCGAGAAAUAAAGUUCUUGCCAAAAGGUCUACAAUGUCUUGGAGCGCUCCAUCACCUGUCCAUAAUUGACUGUCCUGUCCUUGAGAAGCGCUGCGAGAUGAAAACUGGUGAGGACUGGCAGAAGAUAUCUCAUAUUCCAUAUAAACAUUUUGGAUCAUCAGCAGUGCAGCACAGGCAAGACAUUGCAUCCACCACACAGAAUCCUUAGUGGCCUUUGCAUUAUUGGUGGCUGACAUACAAAGGAAGCCAAUAUGUUGCAUCACUUGACAACAGAUUCAUGAAGAUUAGCUACAUCAAGAUAAGAGAGUCUUUGUUUCCAGUUACAUCUUCGCCUUUUUUUCUGAAAAAUCAUGUGUAUUUUCCCUUAGCUUGGAGGAAGCAAUUCAGAUAAACAUUGGAUUUUGCUUGAUCUGGUGCUGCCAUGUGAAAAUGAGGGAGAGUAGAAGGAUUUUCAUGGCCAAGUGGUUGCCAUGACUUCUGUAGAUCUGAUUGUGGCGAAACUCACUGGUCGUUUUAUCACUAGUCAAGUCCUGGGACAAAAGUUGAAAGAAAUGGAAGGUGGCCUGGGUAAUGGCUAAGUCAUCCACUCAAGCUGUCUUGUGCAUCUCUGAGGUUACUUUGUUGGUUUAUAUUUUUCAGUUCUGCGUUUGUGUUGGACUGUUGGUCAGUUCUGUUAUUAAAUCCCUUUAUGGUUUUUUGUUGCUUGUUUAGUUGUUUUUGUGUUGGGAGACUUGCCUCUUUGUAGCUCCUAUUUGGUUCAGUAAAGCCAAUUUACCAAAAGAACAGCUUAACUGACUCUGCAAAAUAGUGUCUUGCAAGCAUGGACUUUCCUUUUAUUUGUUCAAAAAAGAGCUUUGCACCGAUAAGGGCUCUCUUUUUCCUUUUUUUUUUUUAGGUCAACUACCAAGUGAACACUCCCAGUCUCCCACCUUAGUCUCUUUUUGCCACAUUUUAUAAGGUAAUGUAUUUCUGUAUUCUUUUAAGUAAUUUUAUGAAAAAAGACUCUUCCAUCACCUGCUCAGGCACUCAUCCCCCUUCUCACCAAGGUCAUGGUGGCUCACAUGCCGGACUGACCGGUGAUCAGACCCAUGAAUG
Rosa chinensis is the source of this 5467-nucleotide messenger RNA. RefSeq names its product putative disease resistance protein RGA4. Gene Ontology annotation, molecular function: ADP binding; protein binding. The transcript has 2 exons. Bases 693 to 4580 code for a protein of 1295 amino acids. The record is from RefSeq and is a predicted model, not a curated record. NCBI's taxonomy places the organism in Eukaryota, Viridiplantae, Streptophyta, Magnoliopsida, Rosales, Rosaceae. Gene Ontology annotation, biological process: defense response to other organism.